This is a messenger RNA of Botrytis byssoidea, 297 nucleotides long. RefSeq lists its product as uncharacterized. The transcript has a single exon. The record is from RefSeq and is a predicted model, not a curated record. NCBI's taxonomy places the organism in Eukaryota, Fungi, Ascomycota, Leotiomycetes, Helotiales, Sclerotiniaceae. Bases 1 to 297 code for a protein of 98 amino acids.
AUGAAGAGGAGAGGAGAGGAAGAGGAAGAGGAAGAGGAAGAGGAAGAGGAAGAGGAAGAGGAAGAGGAAGAGGAAGAGGAAGAGGAAGAGGAAGAGGAGGGGGAGGGGGAAGAAGGUUUAUUGCAGAAUUUUGCUUUGAAAAUAAACCCAUUCUCUAUUGCGAAUGAUUUUCAUAUAAUUUUAGAAUUCAAAGAGGGCUACAGCCAUCUUGAAUAUUGUAAAAGACUUUCAUUUGCAAAUAUUCCAUUGAAAAAGGGCAAGAAUCGGAACCGAGAUUCUCAUUCAUCCAAUAGAUAA